GCGCUCGUCUGCCUUGUGCGGAGAAUCAUCAUCAGACAGCUCGCUCACUACUAGAAGGAAGUGCAUAUGAAGUGCCCUUGGUUUUAUUUUGAUGUACAAGAGCGCUAAUAUCUUCGUAUUAAAUAACAUAAUCCCCGAUAUCAGUACAGAGGGGUCUCUCCUGGUUGCCCGAGCGGCAGAGGCUGUUUUCACCGGAGCAGCGUGGGUUAAGGUGGGCCUUGCCCGGAUAUCUGUCUGACAAGCGAACCAAGACCGAUCCGGAACCCGCCUCGAGAUAACCAGCACACCCAGUCCUUCGGAGAGCACACUUGGAGCCCCUUUUGGACUACAACACUCACACACACACACACCAGAUGGCGGAUAACCUGAGCGAAGCCCUGAAGACGCUGAAGCUCUCGUCGGCGGACAGUGUCGAGGGCUGCUUGGACUGCCUGCUCAAAGCUUUGGCCCACAAUAAUGUUGAGACCAGUGGAAAGAUCCAGGAGAUGGGUGUUCUUGCCAUGAUGCCUGCUCUUCUGUCUGCGCAGAACUCAUGCACACCUAAAGUAGCCAACAUCAUUGCAGAGGUGGCCAAAAAUGAGUUCAUGAGGAGCCCGUGUGUGGAAGCAGGCCUCAUUCCUCCACUGGUUCAGCUGCUAAACUCUAAGGACCAGGAGAUACUGCUCCAGACGGGACGAGCCCUCGGCAACAUCUGCUACGACAGCCAUGAGGGCAGAAGUGCAGUUGACGCAGCGGGUGGUGCUCAGAUAGUUGCCGAGCACAUUAAGUCUCUGGCCGAAAGCACUGACCCGGCCACCGGGAAGCUCUUGACUGUCUUUUGUGGCAUGCUGAUGAACUAUAGCAAUGAUAAUGACUCGCUGCAGGCUCAGCUGAUCAUCAUGGGUGUGAUCCCAACACUGGUCAGACUGCUGGGCGUUCAUUCUCAAAACACCGCCCUCACUGAGAUGUGCCUCAUUGCCUUUGGCAACCUGGCAGAGCUGGAGUCCAGUAAGGAGCAGUUCGCCUCUACUAACAUUGCAGAGGAGCUGGUUCGCCUCUUCCGUAAGCAGGUGGAGCACGAGAAGAAGGAGAUGAUCUUCGAGGUGUUGGCGCCACUCGCUGAGAACGAUGUGAUCAAGCUUCAGCUGGUGGAUGCUGGUCUGGUUGAGUGUCUGCUGGAGGUCGUGGCUCAGACGGUGGACAGCGACAGGGACGAGGACGUGGCUCAGCUCAAGACGGCCUCAGACCUCAUGGUCCUUCUGCUGUUGGGAGAUGAGUCGAUGCAGAAGCUGUUUGAGGGGGGUAAAGGCAGCGUGUUUCAGAGGGUCCUCUCAUGGGUGCCCUCCAACAACCACCAGCUCCAGCUAGCAGGAGCACUCGCCAUCGCUAACUUUGCCCGCAAUGAUGGGAACUGCAUCCACAUGGUAGACACUGGUAUCGUACAGAAGCUUCUGGAGCUGUUGGACAGACAUGUUGAAGAGGGGAACGUGACGGUGCAGCACGCCGCCCUCAGCGCUCUGAGGAACCUCGCCAUCCCGGUGGUCAACAAAUCUAAGAUGCUCUUGGCUGGUGUGUCGGAUGUAGUGCUGAAGUUUCUCAAAUCUGAGAUGCCUCCAGUCCAGUUCAAGCUUCUGGGAACAUUACGGAUGCUCAUUGACACUCAGGCUGACGCAGCAGAGCAGCUGGGCACAAACGCAAAGCUGGUGGAGCGUUUGGUGGAGUGGUGUGAAGCGAAAGACCACGCUGGUGUGAUGGGAGAGUCCAACCGCCUGCUGUCCGCUCUCAUCAGACACAGCAAGUCAAAGGAUGUGGUCCGAACAGUCAUACAAGGUGGAGGUGUCAAGCACUUGGUAACAAUGGCCACGAGUGAACACAUGAUCAUGCAGAAUGAAGCGCUGGUGGCCCUGGGUCUCAUAGCGGCACUAAAUCUGGAUUGCGCAGAGGAGGACUUUGUCGCCUCUAAUCUGGUGCAGGUUCUACACAAACUAUUGAAAGAUGAGCACAGUGCACCGGAGAUCAAAUACAACUCCAUGAUUCUCAUCUGCUCCAUCAUGGGAUCAGAGCCACUUCAUAAAGAAGUGCAGAGCUUGGCCUUCAUCGACGUGGUGUCCGGUCUGCGCUCACAUGAGAACAAGACGGUGGCGCACCAGGCCUCUCUCACAGAGCAAAGGCUAACGGCGCAGAGCUAAAGGACUCUUCCUCAGCAUCUCCUCCCUGCCUGCUUCCCCUCACACACACACAUCUCUCAUUGUCAUGUGCCAAGCUGUUGUCCCCUCUGCGUUCUCUGCUACAGACUCUCAAAGCCCUCUGUUUGCUCCGCGCUUGGAGAGAUGCGUUACCCAAAGGCGGCCAUACUUUGUAGACAGCCUUCUGCAAUAGAUUCAUACCCGAACAGCAAAAUAUUUUUAAAAGACCAUAGCUGUGAUAAAAAAAAAAAAAAACACACACACACACACAAAAAAACAUGAAAUUCACCUAUAAAAGCUGAAAAAAAAAAAUAGAACAAGAGUGUUGGCAGUGGAAAUAGCGCAGUUGUGCUUUCAUGACAUGUAAAAUCACACAUACCAACCGACUUGUGCAUGGUCUUUUUUUUGUUUUUUUUUAAUCGUCUGGUGUAUCUGUGUUCAGCGACUCAAGCCACGCCCAUAUGAUAUGCCCCGCCCCUUUCCUUCUGCUUACUAUUUGACAUAGACGAGUAGAGAUCAAAUGUGUUUGUACUGUAUAGGGCACCUCUGGACCAGCAUGGACCUUUUCAUAUUUUGCCUCCUGGUCCUCGUGCCACCCAUAAUCCAUAUCUACUGGAAAGAGCUAAUUACAUAAUCAUUAGUCUGUUGCGUUUACAAAAAUAGAUCAUUAUCGUCAUAUGGAGAAGUAAUAUAUCUUGAUACCAAGGACUGAAGUUGUUGUACAUGACGCCCUCAGAUACGCGUCAAAAAAAGUGAUGUCAUUAUAGUGUAGUUUUAAUAACUUGAAAGGAUAGUUCCCCAAAAAAUAAAUUCUGUCUUUAUUUAUUCACCUUCAUGUUGUUCCAAACCUCGGGUGCAUUUCUUCUGUAAGAAGGAUAUAUUUUGAAGAAUGCUGGUAGACAAACUGUUUCAGGUCCCACUGACUUUUGUACAUUCUGUGGAAGUCAUUGGGUUCAGAAACAAACUUUCUUCAAAAUAAUGGUCUUUUUUUUUAAGAAGAAGAAAAAUGAAACUAUUUGGUUAGCAGAUUAUUCAAAAUAUCUAAUAUAAAUAUGCAUACCUGUAUAGUUUGAUGAAAGUUGGUGAUUAAAAAGAUUUAGGUCCCAUUGACUUCCAUGGUAUACCAAAUUCUUCAAAGUGUUUUAUUUUGUGUUCCAUAAAAGGAAGAAAUGGCAUUGUUCUAUAGAAGAUAUUUGAAAGAAUUUUGGAAACAAAAUGGUUUCAAGUCCCAUUGACUUCCAUACUAUUUUGUGUGCAUACUAUGCAAGUCAGUGGUACCAACAUCAAAUGGAUACCAACAUCCUUCAAAAUAUCUUCUUUUGUGUUCUACAGAUGAAAGCAACCCCAACUUUCUAUAGAAGGUACUUUGAUGAAUAUUGGUAAACAAACCAUGGUUUUUGAAGAAUUUUGACCAAAACCAAAUAAACUUCCGUGGUAUUUGAAGAAUUUUUGUAAUCAAACAGUUUAGGUCCCAGGGAUGACCUGAAACCAUUUGUUUACCAACAUUCUUCAAAAUAUCUUCCAUUAUGUUCCACAGAAGAAAGAAAUGCCAACAUUCCAUAAAAGGUAUUUUUAAGAAUCUUGGUAACCAAUUUUGUGUUCCAUUGACUUCCAUUGUAUUUUUUCACCCAUAUUAUGGAAGUCAAUGGCAUAUGGAAAAAAAAAAAAAUCUUCUGUGUGUUCAGAGAAGAAAGAAAUUCCAACAUUCUAUAGAAGGUAUUUUGAAGAACAAACCGUUUCUGGUCCCCAUUGACUUCCAUUGUAUUUUUUGACCAGACUAUAGAAGCCAAUGGGAAUUUUGGUUACCAACAUUUGUCAAAAUAUCUUUAUAAAGUAACGCAUACAGAUUUUGAAAUGACAUGUUUUAAAUUUUUUUUGGGUGGACUAUCCCUUUAAAAUCGAUCAGGAAAUGAUUAGCGCACACACACAUACGGUGGGGUCAUGGCAGAUUACUGAGACAUGUAAGGGCUGGGACUGGUCAUGUGUGUAGCUGAAACAGCCAGUUACGCUGAGCAAGGUAACCGAAUAAUAAUAAUAAUAAUGUCUCAAACGACAGACUCGUUGUGAAUGUUUCUUUUGAGAAAGUGUCUUUUCUUUUGCAUGUGGAGCUGCCUGUCCUUCUUUCCAUCCUCUCCAGUAUCCUCUGAACAUGCACCUCCCUGCAUGUCCGAUACUGUGAAAAUCACUGUUAUGUGGCCGUUUUAUGUCGGGUAAUUAAUUUCUUAUUUAUCAUGUUUGUACCCUCGAGAAACCACAUGGCAAUCCAGUAUAUCUACAGUAGGGACCGUACAAAUAUAAACGGAAUUAAUUGUUGUAAAUGUCAUUGAUGAACUGUACAUUUCAAAGAUUUAAACUUAUUAAAACAAUCACUGGUGACAAAUUUA
Molecule: messenger RNA, 4549 nt
Organism: Carassius gibelio (silver crucian carp)
Lineage: Eukaryota; Metazoa; Chordata; Actinopteri; Cypriniformes; Cyprinidae
Product: rap1 GTPase-GDP dissociation stimulator 1
Exons: 15
Coding region: 354-2168 (604 amino acids)
Biological process (GO): positive regulation of GTPase activity
Cellular component (GO): cytosol
Molecular function (GO): protein binding; guanyl-nucleotide exchange factor activity
Source: RefSeq, a predicted model, not a curated record